AUGGCGCCGUUGAUCAGGCAGAAUACCCUCCCCAUACUAGGGGCCUCCUCAGGCCUCAAAAGCGCCGAUACGAAUCCCAACAAGACUGGCACGACGUCCAAAAAUACCGGUACCAGCUCCGACAAUGCUGGCGCCAGGUCCAAGAAUACUGUCGCCAUACCCCACAAUCCUGGCAUCAACUCCAACAACCCUGGAACCAGCGUCAGCAACACUGACAUUAUCGUCGGUCAGCAGAUUGGGAGUAUCAGCCACAAGUUUGAGGCUUCGUGGCACGUCGCACGAGCAAUCGAGGACGUUCAGAGGAAAGAAAAGGAAGAAGAGUGUCGCCGGGUGCUCUACUUCUUCGCGAGCAGCUCGAGGGAUGUCGACGAGGCCAGGCUGAAGGACCUGCAACCCACGUUCAAGAAUGUGCUGCUCACCUUCUGGGAACAACUCCGAGUCGACAAGGAUGGCGGCAUUGGCGGUGCUGUUACCAAGGAUCUCAGCGAGAAAAGGCUCGUGACCGGGAUCAUUGGAGAGCUCAUGGCUUCCAAAACCAAACAAAUCAGCAUACUGAUCGACGCGAUUGACACAUUAUCUUCGAGCGACCAGAAGAGAUUGCAUUCAAAGUUUCUCGAAGAGUGCAAGAAACACAAAAUGCAGGUGGACAUGGAGAACUUCCUCAGAGCGAAGCUCAGCGAGAAGAUGCUGCAGCAGGAUGAGGCCGGGAAAGGUUUGACGAAGGAGGAGAGGGAAAAAGCCAGAGAGCAAGAGAGAAACAAAGCCAGGGAGGAGAAAGACAAGACUAGUGAAGAUGAGGAGAACGAUAAGGACAGUGAAGAUGAGGAGAAAGAUGAGGACAGUGAAGAUGAGGAGAAGAACAAGGCCUGGGAUGAGUUGACGAAGGGGGAGAAAGACGAGGUCCAGGAGAUUGUGAAGAAGAUCAUGGAGCGCGCGCAGGAAAUGUUCCUGUGGGCUGCGGUCAUGGUGGACCUUGUCUGUCGCGCACACGACAAAAAAGACAGGGAGCAGGUGCUUGAGCGGCUUUUGCUGCCCAAGUACAUCCAGGAUGACUAUGAGAAGCUAGUAGAGGGGUGGGAGGGCAAGACAGCGCGCGGACGGCUGGAGGAGUGGCAGCGCAAGUUGGCGCGGCAGGCGACGGGGCUGCUGGCGCACAAGCAGGGACUGCUUUCGUACGACGCGCUGACGGAGGUGCUGGAAGAGGAGUUGCCGGAUGCAGUGGCGCAAAAGAGGGAGGCAGAAGCGCGAAAGCGGGAGGCGAAGAAGGUGGUGGAGUGUUGCAGCCCGUUCAUCGAGUACGACGAGGACCUGUGCAUCUUCCGCUUCGCGCACCCGUCGAUGCAUAACUUCUUCGUCAAGCGCGACGCCAGUCGUACGGCCUUUGCCGACCAGACGCUUGCCUAUCUGUGCCGGCCCGCCUUCCGCCGCGGGCCGUUCAGCGGCGCCGAGUGGUGGGACAUGGGCGAGCUUCGCCCCUUCCUCGACAGCCAUCCCUUCCUGGGCUUCGCGGCUGCCAACUGGGUCGAGGCCGUGCGCAACAGUAAGGCUGCCAACGGCCAGAACCGCAAGUCGACGCGCAACCUGCUGGCUGACCUGUACGGUGCCGACGACAACCUGCUGCUCGCCUUCCAGGUCUGGCGCUUCGCCGCCCACAGUACGAUGCCUACCCAACUGCGCUCCGCCCACAUUUUCAGCUUCUUCGGCCUCUUCGACAACCUUUUCAGCAGCAGUAGCCGCUUCACCACCGUCCACGAUGCCGCCAUGACCGACUCGGAGGGCCACAACGCCCUCCACUGGGCCUUGCAAGCCAACGACCAAUACACGCGACUGCAGACGGUGCGCAUUCUCAUACGAACCGACAAAGCCGCCGACAUGAUCUGUGCCCAGGGCAGCUCCGACCUGACACCGCUCCACCACGCCGCCCGCCUGGGAGACGUGGCUGUCGUGCGCCUCCUGCUAAGCCGCGACCCCGACAAGCGCGCCCUGAACGUCUGCAGCCAGCAAUAUGGCACUCCCUUAAUUAUUGCCGCCGCCCACGGCCGCGCCGACGUCAUUGAGGAGCUGAUCAAGGCUGGCGCCGACCUGAACCUUAAGUGCGACCUGGGCAAUGUGCUGCACGCCGCCGCCGCCGCCUCACCCGACAAGGCCGCCCACGCCUGCGUCGACGCAGUCCUGCGCGAGCCCCUCAACCUGGCCCGGCUGGACAUUGACGACCGUAAGCUGGACGGCACGCCGCUGCACACGGCCGCCUACCACGGCCGCCAGAGCGUCGUGGAACUGCUGCUCGAAAAGGGCUUCAGCGCGCGCAAGAGGAGCUGGAAGCAUUGCAGCACCAUCACAGCCGCCGCCGCCGGCUGCCACAGAGGCACCGACCACAAGCCCUUCAUUCGCAUCAUGGAGAUGCUGCACGACGCCGGCGCCAACGCCCACGCUGCCGGUACCACCGGCUACUUCGCCCUGCAUCACACCGCCCAGUUCAAUCAGCCUGAGAUCGCCCGUUUCUUGCACAACUGCGGCGCUAAAUGCCACCAGAAGAGCACCACUGGCACCCCCUUGGAGAUAGCUGCCGCCCAGGGCCACAUGGACGUUGCGAAGGUGCUUUUGCAACCAAGCCAGAAGAGGCAGAGGGCAUACAAGAGGAAGAGGAGUGAGAUGCAGCAGCGUCUGGCCGAAAGGGCGCGCAAGAAGAAGGAAGAGAAGAAGAAAAAGAGCACCUCACACGAAGAGAGUCUGCUACGCAGGGUCAUUCUAGCCGUCUGGGCGCCCAUUUGGGACAGCGCCGUCGCCGCCAACAAUAUGGCCCGAAUCUACUGGCUAGUCGAACAGUACGAGAAGGCAUGCGGCGGUUUCAUCCAGCAAAACUCCUCUCGGCACGUGAAAGGACUCGCGCCUUUGGGUACCGCCGUCUUCAGCUCGGUUGUCGGCCUUAUGGAGCGGCCGCGGGAACAGCAACAGAACCAGCAGAACCCGAGGUCUGGCCCGGAUCUGCGGCGGAGGGCGAGGCAAGUGCUGUCGACCACCACCAAGGGCGCACUCAAGCUUUACGGCUUCUGCGACACGACCCUGUCCUACUUCCAGCUCAAGGUGCACGACGGCCGUCGCUUCCGCAGCGCCACCACUGGUACCGAAUUCCACCCCGGCACGUACGAAGAAAUCCUCGACCGUCUCACUGUCGCUGCCGUGCGCAUGCUAAGCACGGCCUUCGAACACAAAAGUUUCGAAACUGUGUCACCUCUGGCAGAGGCGUGGAUCGAUGCCCUGCUGGCCAUCAAGUCGGUCAGCUUAUUGGAGAAGCUGGUCGGGAAGCGCGCCCUGGAGCUCAAGGUCAUCCUCACCAACACAAGCAAGACAGCCGUCGAAAAGCGGCGCGAGGCUGGUAUCCUGGCAAAGGUCGGAAUCGAGCUGCUGGCUGUCGCCCUAAGGCGCAGCGGUGAUGACGCCGGCGCAGCGAGGCUGGCCCGCAGCCUGGCCAAGCUGUGGGCCAUGGCCCUGAACGACGCAGGCGAUGACGCCGCUGACGCCGCCCGUAUCGAGGACAUCUACUCCGUCUGCAACGCCUUUCUCGAAAUGUUCCGUCACGCGUGUGAGUUGCCGUCGUCCAGCACGAGCGAACGAAGCGAACGCGUCAAACGAGUUCGCCUGCUGACCCUAGUCGGCGCUGAGCUCGUUGUCGAGGCCGUACGGACAGACAACGAGCCCUUGAUCAACAACAUGCGCCGCAUGAUGGACCUGGGCCGCAAACAAGCAAUCACGGCCCGCGUAAAGGAUGAACUCGAGGAUGUGUUGAUGAAAAGGCACAAUGGUCUCAAAGAUGAACACGCCGAGCUCGUUCAGGGUGACAAGGAGAAGCGCGACAGCGUCAUUGCUGGGCCUACCCCACCAGUCCAGGAUGAGGGCAGCAACGAUCAGAGCAACGCAAAUGAAGGGAGUGAACAUGAAAGCAGCGAAGGUAGCGAAGGCCAUUCCCCCAAUGGUGAAGGCAGCGAAAGUAAAGAUGGAAAGCCGAAAACGGAUGAGGAUGUUGAGAGCAGGAGACUCAGGAUCACUCUUCGGAUACUGCGGGGAGACCAACGAUGGUAG
Messenger RNA from Lasiodiplodia theobromae, 4080 nucleotides. RefSeq names its product Ankyrin repeat protein. NCBI's taxonomy places the organism in Eukaryota, Fungi, Ascomycota, Dothideomycetes, Botryosphaeriales, Botryosphaeriaceae. The coding region runs from base 1 to 4080 and encodes 1359 amino acids. The transcript has 5 exons. Gene Ontology annotation, molecular function: protein binding. The record is from RefSeq and is a predicted model, not a curated record.